CUGCCUGAAGGAAAACUAAAUGUCACUAGCGAAAACAGCGGUGGCGCUUCUACCCUUUUGCAGGAGUUUUUGCUCACAUGCUAGAUAAUUGUUAGUGUGUCCGAGCCCGUUCACGUUUUUUAAUGCAGCUUUAAGACCCGUCACGUCGUUUUUCUCUGUUGGUUGUUUUCAAACGCAGUCGUUGUAAUUUCAGUAAUGGAGUGUCGUGUGUUGUCCAUUCAGAGUCAUGUUGUCAGGGGAUACGUCGGGAACAAGUCGGCAACAUUCCCGCUGCAGGUGCUGGGCUUCGAAGUGGACUCUAUCAACUCUGUGCAGUUCUCCAAUCACACAGGCUAUGCCCAUUGGAAAGGGCAAGUUCUGACAGCUGAGGAGCUAAAUGAGCUGUACGAAGGCAUUAAGCUCAAUAAGGUGAACCACUAUGACUACAUCCUCACAGGGUACAGUCGAGACACAUCCUUCCUGGAGACGGUGGUUGACAUUAUUAAGGAGCUGAAGGAGGCCAAUCCCAGCCUUGUGUAUGUUUGUGAUCCAGUUAUGGGAGACCAAGGUGCAAUGUACGUUCCAGAGUACCUGCUGCCCGUCUACAGGGACAAAGUAGUGCCUUUGGCUGACAUCCUCACCCCCAACCAGUUUGAGGCAGAGCUAUUAACUGGGAGGAAAAUCACCACAGAGGAAGAUGCUGUUGAGGUGAUGGACUUGCUUCAUAAAAUGGGCCCAGAGACUGUGGUCCUUACUAGUUCAGACCUGCCCUCAAAACGUGGGGACCAAUUCCUGGUGGCCCUCGGGAGCCAAAAAAUAGUGAAACCAGAUGGGACCAACACCAGUCAGAAAAUCUGCAUAGACAUCCCCAAAGUAGAUGCUGUAUUUGUGGGGACAGGAGACCUGUUUGCUGCCUUGUUGCUAGCCUGGACUCACUAUCACCCCAAAGACCUGAAGACUGCCUGUGAAAAGACUGUUUCAGUCAUGCACCAUGUCAUUAAGAGGACCAUUACUUAUGCCCAUGAGCUGGCUGGACCUGGGAAAAGGCCCAGUCCUGCACAACUGGAGCUUAGGAUGGUUCAGAGCAAAGCUGACAUUGAGAAUCCUGCCAUUGUAGUGGAAGCUAAGGUUUUACAAAAGUCUUCACACUGAAGACCGUAACGUUAUCGUGAACAUUCACAUUGCGCUGGUACAAAUCGGCUUUCAAUGUGGGCGGUUCGCCAGACACAUGUAGGGUUUUCACAUCAAAGACUGUCACGUGUCUCUGCCUUACAGAAUCUAAAGAAGUACUAUGUAAUACUAAUUAUGUUCUCAUGAGCGGGGUCGGCAGGAUUUGUUGUGUGUACAUUCUGCUCACAAACACACUGGAAUCACUGCCAUAUUCGUCUGUACUAUGGCCUGUAUAGACAUCUGCCAUUCAAAGAAAAAAAAGGACAUUUAGGUUUAGGUUUAAAGUAAGUGUAAGUGUACUUGAAUCUUCCUUAACAUGGGAAAAAUGAUUCCUGACUAUAAAACAACUCAUCUCAAUUAUGCUGAAUAGACGCACGCAUGACCAUGCGUCUACUUGUUUUGGCUAUGAUCGUAAAUAAGGACUAGUCACAUGUACUUAAAUUGUGUUACUCACAAGGCAUCAUAAGCACAUUGAUAUACAGAUUUUAAUGUAAUGAUAAAUUAAGGAUUUAGAAAACAAGUAACACAUAAAACAAAAGCAAAGGGGUUAUGGUGAAAAUAUAUAUAAUAUUUCUUAACAAUGAUGCCAUAUUCACACAGCAUUUUAUAGCAUUGUAAGUUUUCUGAAAUUACUAUAAUAAAAAUGUAUGAAUGCAUGCAGUGUGCUUAUGCAUUUUGGUGUUUCAUCAUGCACUGUAAGUCAAGUGUAAUCACCCUAUGCAUCUAGAUUGGAUACAUUAUACGUGCUGAAAUGUGGAUUGUGACUCUCACAAAAUGUCAAACAUCUUAUGCAAUUAGUAUGUAGUCUAUACAGUUCCUUUACCCCAAUUUGUUUCACUUCAAUUGUAACUUAAAGAUAAUCAUGAGAAUAGUUGAUAUCUAAAAUUGUUCUUUUAAUCAAUUUUCUGAAAAGGUUUUCCACCUCCUUUUAUAAUUAUACAUUGCUGUCUUGAGCUAGGAUAUGUAUAACAUGUUAGAUCCAUGUCUUAAGCAUCUCAAAUUGAGGUAAUUGCACAGAUAAUCUUUAUAUAUUUACUAAUGAUCAGUGUUUUCAUUUUUGACUGUUGUCAUAUCUCAACGAAAGAGUCGGUAUGAGAGACCAUGCUGUAUAAUAGCCUUAAAGGUGCAAAGAGGAAACACAUUGGUUGUCAAUGUUUUUCUCAACCAAUGUAAUAGUUCAUCUUCACACAUAAUGUUAGAAAGUCAAGUGCCAAACCUUGAGCUGCUGCUCUUACUGAGGAUUAUAACAAUAUAAAUAAUAAAUGAUUCAUAUUUUACUGAAA
This is a messenger RNA of Etheostoma spectabile (orangethroat darter), 2432 nucleotides long. Its product is annotated as pyridoxal kinase. Gene Ontology annotation, biological process: pyridoxal 5'-phosphate salvage. Bases 196 to 1131 code for a protein of 311 amino acids. Lineage: Eukaryota; Metazoa; Chordata; Actinopteri; Perciformes; Percidae. The record is from RefSeq and is a predicted model, not a curated record. The transcript has 11 exons. Gene Ontology annotation, molecular function: pyridoxal kinase activity. Gene Ontology annotation, cellular component: cytosol.